AUGUCUGAACAUGGUGAGUGGCCGUCAAGCCCGGAAAAGAUUGCUCUGGAGGCGUGGUCGCAGGGUUGUAUGAUUGGGGCCUUGAUUAUCAUGAUUGGCAUCACCGUUGUUAAUAUGAGGCGUGGCGUUGUUCUCCACAAACUCAUUUUAAUUGAGUUGCUGCUGGCCAUGCCAAAUGGCUUCUUCAUGUUCUUCAAGCCCCCAGUCUGGGGAUGGUACCUUUCAUCGACAGUCAUCCUUCUCAUCAUCUCGUGGAAUCUACAUAAUGUCAUCUCAUGGCUCAAGAACAAGCCCUUUCUAUCGAAACGAUACAACGCCAUCUAUAUCGGUACCAUCGUACUCGUCCAGCCAUAUUGGGUCCUCGAGAUUUACGCCAAUUUUACCUACUUCAAUCCACCUUAUACCCGUUUCUUCUCUUCAUCAAGACCUCUCGAGGCUCUCUGCCGUGAUCCGUGGUGGAUAUUUACAGCGCUGAAUCUAUUCUGGAACAUCAAAUACCGCUACGAGUUUAAAUACCUGGAACUCAUUCGCAUAUCACCCCGAUUCGCCGUCCUGUUAUUGAGCAUGACUCUCAGCAUCAUUUUCAUCAUCAUCGAUCUCUUUGCCGUCACGUCUGUACUCCACAUUGGAUACAUUAACCCGUUCUGGAAAUUCGCCUUUAUCUUUAAAUGUUUCACCGAUACUAUUGUACUCGACGACUUCAAGACAGCAUUAGAUAAGCUCAGCCGGUACAAAAUGGAGCAGAACUAUCCGCUGCCUUUUAGCAGACCUGGAAGUCAAACGAAUAUUGAACCGCAGAGAUCGAGUAUUGCCGAUUUUGCUGUUAUCUGUCCGGUGGAGAGCUCAGCUUUGGUGACGGUGGAACAUUUGGAGAGGGCGCAUACCGAUUCAAUAUCUAGUCCACCUCGGGCUCCAUUUCUCAUACUAUGA
Fusarium graminearum PH-1 is the source of this 930-nucleotide messenger RNA. RefSeq lists its product as uncharacterized. The coding region runs from base 1 to 930 and encodes 309 amino acids. The record is from RefSeq and is a predicted model, not a curated record. The transcript has 4 exons. Lineage: Eukaryota; Fungi; Ascomycota; Sordariomycetes; Hypocreales; Nectriaceae.